Messenger RNA from Pieris macdunnoughi, 285 nucleotides. The record is from the annotation of a GenBank genome assembly. NCBI's taxonomy places the organism in Eukaryota, Metazoa, Arthropoda, Insecta, Lepidoptera, Pieridae.
AUGUUCUUACUGAGUUUACUAUCGGACGUGAACAAAAUGACUGAUAGUCAAAGAAGACUGUUUAAAAGAAGAGUGCUUGCAUUGAUAGACGAUAUAAUGGACCAAAGUAGUGAAAAUAUGAAUAGUCCCAUCACACUUUAUUCUACUCCUUCACCGAUGAGUGCUGCCGAGGUAAUAAGUACGCCAAUUACCAUAAACGAAAGUCUGAAUGUAGUACAAUCAAAUACUGCCAGUCUUUAUUAUGAAUCAAUACCUAUGUUAUUAUCACAGGAAGAUGAAGAAUAA